Molecule: messenger RNA, 4767 nt
Organism: Mesocricetus auratus (golden hamster)
Lineage: Eukaryota; Metazoa; Chordata; Mammalia; Rodentia; Cricetidae
Gene: Timeless
Product: timeless circadian regulator
Exons: 29
Coding region: 89-3964 (1291 amino acids)
Biological process (GO): DNA replication checkpoint signaling; DNA repair; replication fork arrest
Cellular component (GO): replication fork protection complex
Molecular function (GO): DNA binding
Source: RefSeq, a predicted model, not a curated record
GAGACCACAGGCAGGAAAGAAGGUCUUUUUAGAGGACACUUCCAACAGCAGAAUGAGGUGCAGCCGAGGUGCCUAGGGGACAAGAUUGAUGAGUAACCCUGAUCUUCCACACGAGUGGGCAAAGAAUGCAGGAUAUGUGUGUGGGGGGUAUCGGUCACUCAGGAUUCUGGGUCUGUGUCUACAAGAUUACCUGGCUCGCCGUUUUCAUCUGCUGUCUCCGCUGCCAGUCCUCCUGGCCUUGGGCCUCUGGUGUGUGCUUGACACGAUGAACUGUGAACUUCUAGCCACAUGUAGUGCCCUUGGGUACUUGGAAGGGGACAUUUACCAUAAGGAGCCCGAUUGCUUAGAGAGCGUGAAGGACCUGAUCCGCUACUUGAGGCAUGAGGACGAGUCGAGAGAUGUGCGGCGGCAGCUGGGAGCUGCGCAGAUCCUGCAGAGUGACCUCCUGCCCAUCCUCACGCAGCACCGCCAGGACAAGCCUCUCUUCGACGCUGUCAUCAGGCUGAUGGUGAAUUUGACUCAGCCGGCCUUGCUCUGCUUUGGCAGUGUGCCUAAGGACCCCAGUGUGCGGCACCAUUUCCUGCAGGUUCUAACUCACCUGCAGACCUACAAAGAGGCCUUUGCCAGCGAGAAGACUUUUGGAGUCCUCAGUGAAACCUUGUAUGAGCUGCUGCAGCUGGGCUGGGAGGAUCGGCAGGAAGAAGAUAACUUACUGAUUGAACGGAUCCUACUGCUGGUCAGAAAUAUUCUCCAUGUCCCAGCUGACCUUGAGCAGGAGAAGAGGAUCGAUGAUGAUGCCAGCAUCCAUGACCGGCUGCUUUGGGCGAUUCAUCUCAGCGGCAUGGACGACUUGCUCCUCUUUCUGUCCAGCUCAUCUGCUGAGCAGCAGUGGAGUCUCCAUGUGCUGGAAAUUGUUUCCCUUAUGUUCCGAGACCAGAACCCUGAGCAGCUAGCAGGAGUAGGGCAGGGGCGCUUGGCCCAGGAGCGAAGCACAGACAUGGCAGAGCUGGAGGUGUUGCGCCAGCGGGAGAUGGCGGAGAAGAGAACUCGAGCCCUCCAGAGAAGCAACAGGCACUCUCGAUUUGGGGGCUCCUACAUUGUCCAGGGGUUGAAGUCCAUUGGGGAGAGGGACGUCAUCUUUCACAAAGGCCUUCACAAUCUCCGAAACUACAGCUCAGAUCUGGGGAAGCAGCCCCGGAGGGUGCCGAAGCGUCGCCAGGCUGCCCAGGAGCUGUCUGUUCACCGCCGCUCCGCCCUCAACGUGAGGCUCUUCCUCAGGGACUUCUGCUCCGAGUUCCUGGAGAACUGUUACAACCCACUCAUGGGUGCAGUCAAGGACCACCUGCUUCGGGAGAGAGCCCAACAGCACGAUGAGACGUACUACAUGUGGGCUUUGGCUUUCUUUAUGGCCUUUAACCGAGCUGCCUCCUUCCGCCCUGGCUUUGUCUCUGAGACCCUCAGUGUCCGUACCUUCCACUUCGUGGAGCAAAAUCUUACUAACUACUAUGAGAUGAUGCUGACUGACCGCAAGGAGGCCGCCUCCUGGGCACGCCGGAUGCACCUGGCUCUAAAAGCCUACCAGGAACUGCUGGCCACAGUGAAUGAGAUGGACAUUUGCCCAGAUGAGGCUGUGAGAGAGAGCAGUCGCAUCAUCAAAAACAACAUUUUCUAUAUGAUGGAGUACCGAGAGCUCUUCCUGGCGCUCUUUCGAAAGUUCGAUGAGAGAUUCCACCCACGUUCAUUCCUUCGUGACCUGGUGGAAACCACCCAUCUCUUCCUCAAGAUGUUGGAGCGGUUUUGUCGGAGCCGUGGGAACCUGAUGGUGCAGAACAAAAGAAAAAAGAGAAAAAAGAAGAAGAAGGUUCAGGACCAAGGUGUGGCUCCUGGUAAUGUCUCACAUAGCCCUGGUGAGCUGGAGACCCUGUGGCCAGCCCUGGAAGAACAGCUUCUGCGGUGUGCCCAGGACCCUGAGUUCAGGACAGACUCCAUCAUCCCCUUUGAUGCGGCUUCAGAGGUACCAGUGGAAGAGCAGCGAGUAGAAGCCAUGGUGAGGAUCCAAGACAGCCUUCUGGCUGGCCAGGCCCCACAGGCUCUGGGCCUCCUGCGCUCUGCCAGGGAGGUGUGGCCUGAAGGAAACGUGUUUGGCUCUCCGGUCACUUCGCCAGGGGAAGAAAUGCAGUUGCUGAAACAAAUCCUUCUUGCCCCCCUUCCGAGGCAGCAGGAGCCCAUAGAAGGAGAUGCGGACGAGGAAGAGGAGGAGGAGGAGGAGGAGGAGGAGGAGUUGCAGGUGGUGCAGGUGUCGGAGAAGGAGUUUAACUUUCUGGACUACUUGAAACGCUUUGCAUGCUCAACCAUUGUGCGAGCCUAUGUGCUUCUGCUGCGCAGCUACCGGCAGAACAGUGCUCACACCAACCACUGUGUUGCCAAGAUGCUGCACCGGCUGGCCCAUGACCUGGGAAUGGAAGCCCUGCUUUUCCAGCUGUCUUUGUUCUGCCUCUUUAACCAGCUGCUGAGUGACCCGGCCGCUGGAGCCUACAAAGAGCUGGUGACUUUUGCCAAAUACAUCCUUGGCAAGUUCUUCGCAUUGGCUGCAGUCAACCAAAAAGCUUUUGUGGAGCUGCUGUUCUGGAAGAACACUGCAGUGGUUCGAGAGAUGACUCAGGGAUACGGCUCUGUCGACAGUGGGUCUUCCAACCACAGAGCUGCUGCGUGGAGCCCUGAGGAAGAGGCCCAGCUUCAGGAACUAUACCUCGCCCAUAAGGAUGUGGAAGGUCAGGAUGUAGUGGGAACUAUCCUUGCGCACCUGAAAACUGUUCCUCGAACACGCAGGCAGGUCAUCCACCAUCUGGUGCAGAUGGGACUGGCCGACAGUGUCAAGGACUUCCAAAGGAAAGGGACCCAGAUUGUCUUGUGGACUGAGGAUCAGGAGUUGGAGCUGCAGCGGCUCUAUGAGGAGUUCCAGGGUUCUGAUGAUGUUCUUGGUCAUAUCAUGAAGAAUAUCACAGCCAAACGUUCUCGGGCUCGAAUAGUAGACAAACUGCUGGCCCUGGGGUUGGUGUCUGAGCGGCGGCAACUGUACAAAAAACGGAGGAAGAAAUUGGCGCCCUCUUGCAUGCCAAAUGGAGACGCAUCCCUGAAGGGUUCUUGGCAGGAAGAUCCGGAAGAGGAGGAAGAACACUUGCCAGAGGAAGAGAGUGAGGAAGAGGAGGAGGAAGACUUGGAAGCAGAACCAGUGCAGGGUAGCUCAUUUCUCUCUGCUGGGAACCUUGGUCAAAGCCUGCGUCAGGAAGGCCUCUCUGCUCCCCUCCUGUGGCUCCAGAACUGCCUGAUUCGCGCAGCAGAUGAUAGACAAGAGGGUGGCUGCUCCCAAGCAAUCCCUCUGGUGCCUCUGACAGAGGAAAAUGAGGACGCAAUGGAGAAUGGACAAUUCCAGCAUCUUCUACGCAAGCUAGGGAUCCGGCCUCCUAUCCCAGGGCAGGAAACCUUCUGGCGAAUCCCAGCCAAGUGGAGCUCCACCCAGCUCCGGAGAGUGGCCAUUUCUUUGAAUCAACAAGAGGAGGAGGAAAGGGAAGAGGAGCCAGAGCUACAUCCAGGAGCUCCUGUAGAGCACCAUCCCAGUGAGGAGCAUAGCCCCAGCGAGGAGCACAGCCCCAGUGAGGAGCACCGUCCCAGUGAGGAGCAUAGCCCCAGUGAGGAGCACCGUCCCAGUAAGGAGCACCGAGCCAAGGCCCUGAGAGCUCUCUUGUCAGCCCGUAAGAAGAAAGCAGGCCGGGUGUCUCCAGAAGUCACUUCGGAGGAAGAGACCUCUGGGGACAAAGAGUGGAAAAGAGUGUCCAAGAAGCGAGAACUGCUGGACAGUGAUGAAGAAGGUGCCGAGGGCAGGGGGCAAGCACCAGAGCUGAGAACUCCAGUACUCCACAAGAAGAAACGGUUUCAAAUACAGGAUGAUGAUGAUGAUGACUGAGAAGCCGGUGCCUCGCGCUGGAGCCAGUCGCAGGUGGAAGGCUCGGCAGCUGCUGCACUGGCAUUGACUCGGUCUUUCCUCGCUGACGGCCCAGGAGUCCUGCGCCUCCGCAGUCAGGCCUACUCCAGUUUCAUCAGUGGGCACCGCUGGUCUCUUAGGAAACGAGCCGUAAAGGAAAUAGCCAGGGCAGCCCGUACUCCUCUCUGUGACUGUCUGCAGGAGGCGGGUCUCAACCUCAGACACAGGGCUUCAUAAGUGCAUGGGGGUUCACACCCUCAUCUUCUUUCCAGUGGUUGAUCCCUGGGCACAGAUUGAGCCCGUUCCUGCAGUCGAGGUACUGUUGGGAUGCACUACUCUCAAGAUGACAAACCUUGAUUUGUGUUUCAUAUUAAACAUAAAAUUAAAAGUUGAUCAUGCCGGGCAGUGGUGGCGCACACCUUUAAUCCCAGCACUUGGGAGGCAGAGGCAGAUGGAUCUUUAUGAGUUCCAGGCCAGCCUGCAUGGUCUACAGAGUGAGUACCAGGACAGGCACAGAGAUAUACAGAAACCCUGUCUUGAAAAACCAAAAAAAAAAAAAAGAAAGUUGCUGAUAUUGAUAUAUUUUGUGACUUAGGGUUCACCAGCCAGGUGUCUGUUGUGUCUUUGGAAGAAAUUUAAGAGUUAGAGUUGAAAUCAUUUCAGAUUACAAGGAGGAGGAGAAGGGGGUUAUACCAUCACGCUGGACCCAAUAAGUGUAAUUUUAAAAAGAGAAACUUCUCUUUUCUUCUGCCGUUCCCAAAUAAACAAAAGCAGUGUUACCCCAA